AGACUGAAUUCUUAUAAUGAGCUGCACUGGCAUAGCAGUCAAGGCGGACAAUCCACGUAACAAUUUCUUAAAAAAUAACCAAUUUGACUUCAUGAUUUUUUUUUUCUUGGGACCCCCAACUCAUCGAUCCAUGAGUUUGUCCAACAAGAAAGUGAUUCAACAAAAUGGCCCCAAUCGAAAUAUGAAAUAUACAGAUCCCCAAAGGGAGAAUACCAGAAAUCUGUUCAAAAGCAUCCCUCCAAUUUUCCAACCUAAGCCAGCUCUCACUAAUUAAAGAUAUCUGAGAUGGAAGAAAUACCCAAAACAAGCAAGCAGAUCUUCAUAUUAUCAGGGCAAAGCAACAUGGCCGGUCGCGGAGGCGUUUGCAAAGACCACCACCACCACAACCACCAGUACUGGGACAAGUUAGUCCCACCAGAAUGUCAACCCCAUCAAGACAUCUUCCGUUUUUCAGCCAAGCUCCAUUGGGAACAGGCACAUGAACCACUACAUGCUGACAUCGACUCGAAAAAAGUUUGUGGGGUUGGACCCGGCAUGUCGUUUGCUAACAUGGUGAGGGAAAAGAUGAGGGUGGUGGUGGGAUUGGUGCCGUGUGCGGUGGGUGGGACGGCCAUCACACGGUGGGGGCGUGGAGAGGUAUUGUAUGAGAAUAUGGUGAAAAGGGCCAAAGAGAGUGUCGAAGAUGGUGGGGAAAUCAAGGGGUUGCUAUGGUAUCAAGGAGAGAGUGACACGUCGGAUAUUCAUGAUGCCGAGGUUUACCAGGGGAACAUGGAGAAGCUUAUUGAGAAUGUUAGAGAGGAUCUUGGUCUGCCUUCCCUUCCAAUUGUUAUGGUAGCAAUUACAUCAGGAGAUGGCAAGUAUGUGGAUAAGGUGAGAGAAGCACAGCUAAGGAUUAAUCUACCGAAUGUGGUAUGUGUGGAUGCCAUGGGAUUGGAUCUUAAAGACGAUCAUCUUCACUUAACAACUGAAGCUCAGGUUAAGUUGGGCCACAUGUUGGCAGAAGUUUACCUCAAGAAUUUUGCACCAUCAUGGAAACGUUUCUUUUCUUGCUUGCUUUGCUAAAAAUAAGGGGAAUGGGUUUCCUGUGCCUGAUCUUUUGCUGUAUUCUACUGUUGAUUUAAUUUUUGUUUCUACCCCUUUUCUUUUUGCCGAUUCCCGGAUUCCGAUGGAGCAAUUUGGGGUUCGGUGGAUCUUAGCUAGAAUUGUUAUUGGGACUUCUAUUGUCAAGUAACUUUUGCAGUCCAAAAAUCAGUAAUCUGUUUUUUGCGUCCAGCAAAAAAUCAAGUGUUCAUUGCAGAUCAUACCAAAAUAUGGAACAGAGAAGGAGAAGCGCAUUGCUUUGGCCCACUCAGGUUCCAUUUUGGGCUAUGAACUUGUGAGCUGUGACCAGCUGGGUUCCAUCGGAGGUUGUAUGCUUAUGUUGGCUCUGUUUAAGGCUUUAAGCUAUAGCAAACAAAGACUACGUUAAAUAUGGGCCAUGGCCAAAGCUUAGCCGACAUAAGACUGUGUCCCCGUUUAUAGAAACAGAUUGGGGUGGUUAUUUUUUAUUUAGUUUAGUUUUUAUUAAAAAAAAAUAAUUAAACUAAAUUUUUUUUUUAAAAAAAUCAAAAUCAGUUCAAAUCGGCCAGUUUUGGUUCUGUUUGGUUUUUUAGGAUAAAACCCGGUUCAAAUCGGUUUGACUCGGUUUUUUUAGUUUUGCUCGUUUUGGCUUGGUUUUUUUCUGUUUAGGUUCAGAUUGGUUUGAUUUUUUUGGUUUCAGGCAUAUAAAACCAAAACAGAAUUGAAUCGGUCAGUUUUUUUAAAAUUUUAAUCGGUUUAAUCGGGUUUUUUUCAUGGUUUAGUUUUUUCAGUUAUUUUUUUUCUAGUUUUUUUUAUUUAAUUGAUUUUUUAAUUUUUUUGCUCAUUUCUAGAAACAACAAUGAAUUAUUACCCUGGAGUGAAGAGUUCAGUCCCCAUACCACUUCAAAUUUAAACCGGGUCAGGCAUGGGUCGUCUACUGUAUUAUUCCGAUUGGGUUUUUGGCAUUUUGGGUAUCUAGCAAAUAUGGACUAGGUCGGCUUCUUUUGUUUUUCUUAAUAUUUUGUAAUAUAUUAAUAUUUGCAUUA
This is a messenger RNA of Populus nigra (black poplar), 2105 nucleotides long. Its product is annotated as probable carbohydrate esterase At4g34215. NCBI's taxonomy places the organism in Eukaryota, Viridiplantae, Streptophyta, Magnoliopsida, Malpighiales, Salicaceae. The record is from RefSeq and is a predicted model, not a curated record. The coding region runs from base 286 to 1062 and encodes 258 amino acids. The transcript is spliced from 2 exons.